AUGUGGAAAAUCUCCCUUCUCUUCAUUCUAGCUUUGAGCACUUGCGCUCUAUCGCAAACUACAGUAACCUUGCCGAAAAUCGUGCAAGCGGAACGAACUUUGGUGGAGAAUUUGUUGGUGUAUAUUCAGACAUUUUUGGCCUCCCAAACAUCGACAUUUUUGCAGAUUUAUAAUGAGAUUUUGAAGAUUGUGAAGACUUUUAGUUUGAAUGUUUGA
Messenger RNA from Caenorhabditis angaria, 216 nucleotides. NCBI's taxonomy places the organism in Eukaryota, Metazoa, Nematoda, Chromadorea, Rhabditida, Rhabditidae. The record is from the annotation of a GenBank genome assembly.